Aspergillus alliaceus is the source of this 2578-nucleotide messenger RNA. Its product is annotated as 2-isopropylmalate synthase. Gene Ontology annotation, biological process: L-leucine biosynthetic process. NCBI's taxonomy places the organism in Eukaryota, Fungi, Ascomycota, Eurotiomycetes, Eurotiales, Aspergillaceae. Gene Ontology annotation, molecular function: 2-isopropylmalate synthase activity. Gene Ontology annotation, cellular component: mitochondrion. Bases 466 to 2400 code for a protein of 644 amino acids. The record is from RefSeq and is a predicted model, not a curated record. The transcript is spliced from 4 exons.
UGUUUGCACAAAUGGCAUGAGGGAACGGGCAAUAUUAUUGAUAAUGAGGAGGCGAUGAUUGAUCGAGGCCCCGGUUCCCUCGAGAAACUAGAGAAGCCCUCACAUUGAUCAAUAGGGCGUGUGUUCGAAAGAGGAAAACAGUCUUGAGUGGGCUUGGGAGUGUGUGGUGUGGUACCAAACUAUUCGCCGCUUUUGCCAUCCGCUGUCGGCGAAGAAGAAAAUCCAAAAGUCAUUGCAAUUGAUUGGGUUGACUCAUUGCGCAUAUCUUAAAUACACCUCAAUUGCAACGGUCUGUUCUUCUUUUCCAACUUUUCCCUGCUUAUCCUUCUCAGUCUCUCUCCCGGCUCAUUUCUGGUGUGCGAGAGUUCUCUCUUCCCUCAAUCUUUCCUCUUCACUCUCUCUCUCUCUUUCUCUCUCCCUCUCCUUUACUCUCCAUUUCCCCCACUGCGGAUCUCACCCGCUACCAUGCCGAUGCUCAAAGAUCCCUCGAAGAAGUAUAAGCGGUUUAAGCCGCUGCAUCUCCCCGAUCGCCAAUGGCCAAACAAAGUCAUUGAAAAGGCCCCCCGGUGGCUGGCCACUGAUCUCAGAGAUGGUAACCAGAGCUUGCCUGAUCCAAUGGAUGGCGAACAAAAAUUCCGUUUCUUCAAGAUGCUCGUCGAUAUUGGCUACAAGGAAAUCGAAGUCUCGUUCCCCUCUGCCUCACAAACCGACUUCGACUUCACACGGCGUCUGGUGGAGACUCCUGGUGUCGUUCCCGAUGAUGUCUGGCUCCAGGUCCUGUCCCCCUGCCGUGAAGACCUCAUCCGCCGCACGGUGGAUUCUCUGAAGGGCGCAAAGAAGGCGAUCUUGCACAUCUACCUGGCCACAAGUCCAUGCUUCCGUCGGAUCGUCUUCAACAUGGACAAGCAGAAGAGUCUGGAAAUGGCCGUCCGUUGCACUAAGUUCGCACGUUCUAUCACCAAGGAUGACCCCUCGAAUGCUGGUACCGAGUGGCACUUCGAGUUCUCCCCCGAAACCUUCUCUGACACCGAGCCCGAGUUCGCUGCGCAGGUCUGUGAAGCCGUCAAGGAGGCUUGGGGCCCUACAAAGGAGGCUCCUAUUAUCUUUAACCUGCCGGCGACAGUAGAAAUGUCGACCCCCAACGUUUUCGCCGACCAGAUUGAGUUCUUCUGCCGUCAUGUCACGGAACGAGAGAAGUAUGUCGUCUCCAUUCAUCCGCAUAACGACCGUGGCUGUGCCAUUGCGGCCGCUGAGCUGGCUCAGAUGGCUGGCGCGCAGCGUGUGGAAGGUACUCUGUUCGGAAACGGUGAAAGAACGGGCAACGUUGACCUGGUCACCCUGGCUCUCAAUCUCUAUACACAGGGCAUUACCCCCAAUGUCGACUUCUCGGACAUCAAUGCAGUCAUCAAGGUUGUCGAAGAAAGCAAUAAGAUCCCCGUCAACGAGCGGUGGCCUUACGGCGGCCAGCUGGUCGUUUGCGCUUUCAGUGGCAGUCACCAGGACGCUAUCAAGAAGGGCUUCAAGCUUCGUGACGAGGCUACGGCAGCGACAACUGAAGAGGUUGAAUGGGAAAUCCCAUAUCUUCCUUUGGAUCCUCAAGAUAUUGGACGAACAUACGAGGCUGUUAUUCGUGUCAACUCUCAGAGCGGCAAGGGUGGUGCUGCCUGGGUUAUCUUGCGUAGCUUGGAGCUGGAUCUCCCGCGCGCUUUGCAGGUCGAGUUCAGCAAGAUUGUUCAGAAGCGAUCGGAAGAGGUCAGCCGGGAGCUGCGGGCAAGCGAGAUCGUCGGCCUCUUCGAGGAAGCGUACCAUCUCAAGUCCAACCCCCGAUUCAACCUGGUCGACUACAACAUCACCACGGAUCGUUCAACAUCCCCGGCGCCGCCCGAGCCUGGUAAAGCGCUCAACACCAAGAACCUCAAGCGUCGCUUCACAGGUAUCGUUGAGAUCGAUGGCGUGCAGCACGCUAUCACCGGCGUUGGUCCCGGUGCUAUCUCCUCUUUGGCCGGCGCCCUGUCUACCCUCGGCAUCGAUCUCGACGUUGUCGACUACAAGGAGCACUCCAUUGGUUUGGGUAGAGAUGUGAAGGCCGCAACAUACAUCCAAUGUACUGCGGCCGGUAGCAAGGAGCAGGUCUGGGGUGUCGGUAUUCAUCAAGAUGUUGUCCAGGCCAGUUUGAUCGCUUUGCUCAGUGCUGCUAGCUCGUUCCUCACUAGCCGAGCCGGUUCUCCUGCUCCAUUCCGCCCUCUGCGCUCCAACACCCUCACUAACGAGGAUCUGCAAGCCCUGGAGAACCUCACCGGCUCCAGUGAUGUCACGGAGAAUCUGGUUAGGUUUGCCAACGGUGGUAAUAAGCCCAAGGUUGAUAUUGAUGCCCUGACGAGACAGGCGGAAAGCCAGUAAAUGUUGAGAUUUCUGUAUUCUACGACCCAUUUUCUUUCUUCCAUUUUUGUUCAUGCUUUGGGGAUGCGGCUUUUUGGUUUUUCAAGCUGUAGUAGGAGAAAAGCAAGUUUUUAGAAAAGCAUCUGUGUAUGUACAGAAUGACCUGGUACGAAGUUAAUAUAAUUGAAUAUUCCCACUA